Molecule: messenger RNA, 5588 nt
Organism: Drosophila obscura
Lineage: Eukaryota; Metazoa; Arthropoda; Insecta; Diptera; Drosophilidae
Product: ataxin-2 homolog
Exons: 7
Coding region: 654-4397 (1247 amino acids)
Source: RefSeq, a predicted model, not a curated record
GUUGUCCGCCGGAGUAGACAGACCCCAGAGCCCGCGAGUCCCGGCCUCAUGUCGAGCGUGUGUCCCCGAAAGAUGCGAGACUUUUCCGCCAGAGACAUUUGAGAAGCCGAAAAGCAGUGCACGUGCCUGUGGAAAGUGAAAACCCAACAGCAAUAAAGGCAGCCGCAAAUCAAACUGAAAUUCUCCUGCGAAUGCCACAACCAGGACCAGGACCAGGACCACCGGCAACUCGUGGGUGUUUCAAAUUGUGUGUGAUUCAAAUUUUGUGCUCACUCGUACCUGCCCCUUGCCGCCCUUGCCGCACUUGCCGCACUUGAUGGCUUUGACAUUGGCGCCACAUUUGCAUCUAGCCGUGGGGCAGGUGUAAAUAUUCAUUCCUCCCGCUGCGAAGAGUGGUUGCUGCUUCUGCCACUGCUGCUGCUUUUAGCAUAAUUAAGGAAGAGGAAAAACUUGGCCAGAGCCUUGAAACUUUUAAGAGAUCGGUGCAGUCAAAGGCAGCAGCUUUAAAGGCAGGACUGGAGUGGAGUGUACUGCUGCCAGUGGACGUGAACGGCAAGAAUGCUGGCCCCGGUCCAGGUCCGAUUUCGACUGCGACUCCGAAUCGAGUGCUCCUCUGAUCCCCGCCGACGCUGAGCGAUGAGGGAGCGGCAAGCAUGUCCUUGUCUGAACGCAACACGCCCAGCCAUGGGGCUGGAGCAGGAUCGGGAUCGGCAGCGGGCCGCCAACGGGCGCCGCCGGAUGUGGAGGAGGCCCUCUCCUCCAUGCUGUGGACCCCAUACGAGCGCACGCCCAUGCCCAGCUCCUCGGAGGGCGAGGAGGAGGGCGAGGAGGACGAUGACGAGCGCCUCAACCGGAAGCUGCACAAAUCGCACAGCAGCUACGAGGCCUCGGCGCUGAACCAGCCUCCCAUCUACCCACAUGCCCACUCCUCCCACCUCCACCCCAUCUACGCGCACCAGCCACCAGCAGUUGAGCCGGUGCCCCUGCUAUUGCCACUGCCACUGCAACUGCCACUGCCGCUACCCCCCGUGCCUUCCUUUCCCAACUUUAGUUUAAGCGCAUUCGAUGCGGCCAUCGCCGGCUUCGACCUGGACAAAGCCGGACAGUCGGCAACCGCAGAGGGGAGUGGUGCAGGCGGAGGCAGAGGCGGCAGACGGAACCGAUACUCGUACCCCUCUUACUACGGCAGCCCGGCCCACACUCUGACCCAAUGGUGUUCCUCGGCGGCAACGGCCAUCCAGGAGCCGCCCUCCUACGAGUCGCUCUACUCAGCCCAGGGCUCGACCUCCCUCCUGGCCAUGUCGAGCGUGGCUCGUCCCAGGAGCGGAUCCCAGCCGGAGACCGAACCAUGUGAUAGAUCGCAACGAUCGCCAAAGAAAGCAGCGGCAGCCGCGGCUGCUCCACUAACGGCAAAUGUUCCCGCUGAGCGUCUAAUGCGCUCCUUCACGGACGACUACAUAUCGCAGAAUUGCGCUUCAUUCACGCCAGCAAUAAAGCAAAGCAGCAACAAAAGAGACACUGAAUUAACAAAAGCAACGGAAAUAAGGCAAAGACAAAAACAAAGUCCAGCAACGAAUGCAAGAUCACAACAAAGCCGAGAAAAGACAAGCAGCAGCAGCAUCGACAAAAGCAACAACAACAACGACAGCGACUGCAGCAGCAGCAGCGGCGGAGCGAAUUGCAUUAUCAAUGAACAGAGAAGAGGCAAAGCUGACGAUGAGCACGAAAUGGCAAAAGCAGCAGCACCAACAACAACAACAACGGGAAUAGAGGAAACCAACUCGAGAGCAGGCCGCCAGGUCACUCAACCUGUUUCCUGUGCCACUGCAACCGGAGAGAGAGAGCAGCUCGAGCGGAGAGAGCCAGAGAGAGCCAGGGAGAGCGACAGCAACAGCCACAGCCACGAACGUUCCGCAAUCAACAAUGAGCGCCCAACGAUCACUCGCUCGACAAAAUUCAACGCGUUCACAACAACCGGCAGCAGCAGCAGCAGCGGCACAAGCAACUAUUCAUUGUCGUCGGCGUCGUACAAAAACAGCAGCGACGGCAGCGUGCUGCGGCCCAACAAAUGUUUGGCAGAACUCGAACGUCUGUACGCCGAAUUUCGCGCGAGUGAAAGUCGAUUUGAGCGGGGAGUGAGACGUCAGUCGGAUUUUGAUAACGCAAACGUCGAGAUGCGUUUAAAUGUGCCAGCCAAUGCAGUGGCAACGCCGCAAACUGCAGCAGCAAAUGCGAAUACGAAUCCGAAUGCUGGUGGCAGCAGCAGCAGCAGUAGCGUGUUCCUUAAUGCUCCUACUAGCAGCAGCAACAACAAUCACAUCGAAAGUCCUGUAGAGCAGAGCGUUAGCACCAUUGCUGUGCUGUCAGCGUCUACGGCGACUGCAACUGCGACUGCAAGGUCCUGCCAGCGUCAGCCGAGUCUCACGAUUCAAGUCAACAACAACAAUAAUAAUAAUAAUAAUAACGGUACUAACAGCAGUCGCGUCUCGGUCGCGUCGUCGUCAUCGCCCACGUCGAGCAUUGUCAACAACAAUAACGGUGUUUGUGUGGUGGAGAUAAAUAAUAGUGUGCCAGCAGCAGCAAACGCCGCAACAGCAGCAGCAGCUGCAAAAGUGUUUAGUGCAACAAGUGUCCAAAAUCAGCUAAAUAAUAAUACAUGUCCCACUGUGGAUAAGCAGCAUGUUGCAACGCCACAAGCGGCGGCAGCUGCCAGCAGCAGCAGCAGCAGCAGCAACAGCAACAAUCACGUGAAUGAUAACAGUGUUAAUAUAAUCAAUGUGAAUGCCACCACCGUUGCCACCGCCCCACGCACUUUCACCUCCACCGAAUGCCAAACGGAUGACCUCGCUGCCUCCCCCUCGUCCCAGCAGCAGCAGCAGCAACAGCAGCAGAUGCGCACACGGGAGCAGCGACGUCGGGAAAGACGGGAACGGCGGCAGCAGCAGCAACAGCAGCAGCAGUUUCCCCCGCAUCACCCGAGACGCCACCAUGCACCGCCACCACCACCGCCUCCGCAGCUGCACCCGCCCCCGCAUCUGCACCACCCACAUCCCGCGGCCAUGGGCCUAGCGCGUGCCCUUCUCCCGGACAUCCUACACCCGCACUACCCACCGCCCUAUAGCGCCCUGCCCGUGCCCGUGCCCAUCACAGUGGUGCCUCCCCCCUCGCAGCAGCCACCGCCACAGCAACCGCCACCCCCGCCGCCGCUGCCACCAUCCGUGCCACCUGCAAUGCUGACAUCCGUGAUAUCUACGGUGCCCCUCCCCGGACCGGGUCCAGCGGGUCCACCCCUCAUGAGCGACGGACGCUUCACGCUGCCGCUGCCCAUCAUGCGCAGAUCCCCCUCGGAGCGCUCAGGGAAGGGAUGUUGCGGCCAGUGGUUCGCAGGACCUCCGCUGCGUGCUCUCAUCGCCGUCGUGGCCCUGGGCGGCGUGGCCUGCGCCCUGGGCGGUGCGGCCCUCGGUGCCACGGGUCUGGCAGGUCCCCCCAAUUCGCACCUCACCGCCGCCCUCCUAAUGAUUGGAGUUGGCGUUGUGCUGGUGACGGUGAGUGGUGCCGCCUGGCGGAUGACUGCGCCUGGCGGUCAGAGCUGCCUGGGCUUGGGCCUGGGCACCAGCGUGGAUUUGGGCCGCUGCGGACGACGACCGUGCAGCCGCGGAGGCGGGGCGCCGCACGGCCUGCUCUACCCCGAGUUCCAGCACCGACCACCGCCGCCCUCCUACCAGGCCAGCAUGCAGGAGUACCGUCUGAGACUUUUGCUGUUGGACCGCGAUCGCCAGAACGGGGUGGUGCGUGGAAACUCGCCGCCGCCCACUUAUCGAUCUCAUGCGGGCAGCCUGCUGAGGGCCCCACUGACCACACUUCGUUCCGGAAUGGGUGUAGGAGGCGGCGGCGGCGGCGCUGGCGGCACCAUCAGCAGCAGCAUGGGCGGAUCCGAGUACAGCCUGCCGCCCAGCUACCGGUCGCGCAACGCCACCCCCGCCAGCUUCGUGUGCGGCGAGCGGAGCAUUGAGACAGCGCCUUCGGGUAGGCUGCUGGCCAACGAGGACCUCCAUCUACCGGAGCCGUCGCUGGCCGAGCAACUGACGAACUACACGGCGCUGCAGUCGAACACGUUGCUCACCUCGGCCAUUGUGGAAAUAGAGCGGGAUGCCAGUGCCACACCGCCAUCCCCACCAACAACAGCGAAAGCCACAUCCACAGCAACGAAGGGCAAGGAUCUGGUGACCAUUGUGACCAUAUCGCAGGCAGACAGCGACAGCCCCCAUCUGCACACCCAGAGGCAUUCAGCUGGAAAGACGACGCACAGCCAAACCCAGACCCAGACCCAGACCCAUACCCAAUCACCUGGCCAGGCCAGUGCACUCGAUCAGAUCGAUAUAUUGGCGCAUCUGUAACCGAACGAAUCGGUGUCCUCGGUCCCGACAGAAGUGGAUUAGUUAGUUUCGUUCGAUUCAACUCGUUCGUUCACUCGUGUUAACCCAAAGGUAUUUAUUUGUACGGAACUAUGGCUCUGCUCCUAAAUGAAUAAUGUAAUUCGUACUUGCUAAUCUGUAACUGUAACUGUAACUGUAAUCCGUAUUCUGUAACUGUACUUUGUAAGCGGCAUUUAGCUGGUAAGAUGUUUGUUGUACUUGAAUGUGUUGAAUUUAUUUUUGUAAGCAUAAGGAAAUGCGCAGCGUAGGUAUUACGAAUUCUAGAUACAUGCAAUUAUACAUACAUACAUAUACCCAUUGAAAGAAAGUAUUAACAUAUUCCAAAAAAAAAACAAAGAAAACCGAAAGAAAAUGUUAAAAAAAAAAAUUACACAUCUGUAGAAGAGACUUCGGCUAGGAGCGAAGCAAACGUACACUUUACAGCGGAUAAUCGGAUAUUACCAGAUUUUUGUAUACUAUAUCCAAGUGUCCCAAAGUUAAUUGAUGUGUUUGAUAUGUUAUGUACCCCCUCCCACCCUGUAAAGUGUAAGGAGAACUCAACCCACUAUCGAACUGUAAAUACGAGAUUUCGAGUGCAUUUGUAGCAUGUGUUAGGCGUAGGCCACACUCAUCCCACUCCCCCUUACACCCACUCCAGUAAACUAUUAAACAAAGAGAUAAUAUAUAUAUAUAUAUAGAUGUACAAUGUAUGUAUCUACUGGAUAUAUGCGGCCAGUGCAUAUAUCUGUGUAAAUUCGCAACGGAACGCUACGGUGACAAAAAAAUUUGGCGCGCAUUUUCGGAAAACACGAAUAUCCAACUGAAUACUGAACACUUCGAUUCGAUCUGAUUUCGAUUUCUGAACAAUUCGCGUUUCAAACAAAUAGUAGGUAGAGCUACCCCAUAAUGAUAUGUUAAAUUACGACUAAAUUGUAGCUGCUGUGCUAUUUGUGGACUGCGUGGGUGUGUCCUGCCGGGCCCCUGUCAAACAUCCCGACACAUCCUGCACGAGUACAAUUCACACGCUACACGCCACACACUACACACCACACACAACACACACUAACUUAAAGUCCUUUCUGUAAUGUGCGGGGCGAAGUAAACUAAACAUGUAAUAAAAGAACCCAACAAAUCGUUGAAAAAUGCCACAAAAACCUCAAAUUGUUUUUCUUU